CCCACUUUCACGAAAGGAAUAACAACCGACUCGUGAUUCACAUAUCGUGAAUAUACCGAGCAGUGCUACCAAAUGAGGAAACAAGAAAUAGCCACCAUCCGAGUGCGAUGAAUGAUCUGCGAUGGCUUUCUAUUCGAACUUUUCAAGAGCAUUUCGUUUCAACAAAUUCCUUCAAAAUCUUGGAGAAAAGUGGCAAAGAAAAAAAUAUGUAACCCCGAUACGAUUUCAUCGAUCAAUAGCAAGAAACGUUAGCAAUUUUGAAAGUUCGAAGCGAGUGGUUAAAGCUGUUCUCAUCUUGUCUUACAAGCCUCAGCAUCGAACGCAAAUUUAUGAAAACGAUCUGUUGGCAAAGAAUACGGAAUACGAAAGUUUUUUUGAUAUAAUCUUAAUCGUGGCAAGAAUUCUUGUGAUAGGUUCUAUUCUUACUGGAUUGACUGUCAUAUAUUUGAUCACACGUUUUACACAUGGACACGUGUUUCCGAUAAUCCUCCGGAAAGGUAUCGAAUUUCUCGGGCCAAUUUUUAUAAAAUUCGGUCAAUGGGCGUCAACAAGAAAAGAUUUGUUUCCUGAAGAUGUUUGUCGUACGCUGUCAUUAUUGCAACAUAACGCUUCCGCACAUUCUUGGAUUUAUACAAAGCAAUUGCUUAAAGCCAUAUACGGCUCGAAUUGGAGGAAUAUAUUCGUAAAAUUCGAACACGAGAUGCCUAUCGGAUCAGGGUGUUGUGCUCAGGUGUAUAAGGCAUGGGUAGAUUUGAAUGCUCGAGUGGAUGUAACGCGAAAACCUCAAAUACCUGCAUUUAUUCAAAUUAUCGAAUACUUAAAAUUUGGCUCGUUAAUCAAUUUCAUUGAGAAAACGUUGAAUAUUGACGAAACAGAUAAGAACGUUAAUGCAUAUGUAAGUCGGAAGCUACAACCAGUAGCGGUUAAAAUUUUACAUCCUGGAAUUAAAGGACAACUAAGAAGAGAUCUUUGCAUAAUGAGAGGGAUUUGCAAAUGCGCGACAUAUAUCGUGCCCCAAUUGCAAUGGCUCAGUCUUAACGAUUGCAUCGAUGAAUUUUCACAAAUAAUGGAAAAUCAAGUUGACAUGAAUUUGGAAGCACAGAAUUUGAUUCAGUUUUCGAAAAAUUUUUCGAGGAAAAAGGAUGUCAUAUUCCCCCGGCCCUACACAGAUUUUACUCAACGCGAAGUUCUCGUGGAAAGUUUUCACGAAGGUUUUCCAAUUUCCGAUUAUCUCGAAGAUCACGAUACAACAUUGCAAGGAAAGCUGGCUAAGAUAGGGAUUAAAACGAUUUUAAAAAUGGUAUAGUGCGGUCUGUCAACACGAUUGGUAUCGUGUCGAGUAAUUCUCAUGGACUUCUUAAUUAAUUACAAUGAAUUAUCGGGAAAAUGGCAGGUGUUUAAAGACAACUUCAUUCACUGUGAUUUGCAUCCUGGUAAUAUCUUGGUACAGACAAGUCGCGAACCUAUUGGAAAGAUUAGCGCUUGGUUUUGGAAAUUUAUUGAUCGGAAGUACUUACCGACUUAUCCACGCUUGGUCAUACUCGAUUGUGGUUUGGUAGUGUCUCUGAACGACCGCUGUCGACAAAAUCUUAAGAAUGUCUUCCGAUCGGUGCUCAUGGGAAACGGUGAAAUGGCAGCGGAAUACAUUCUGGAACAUAGUUCGCGCGUAUCCCCCGACCCAGACGGUUUUAAGAAUACAAUGAAAGAUAUCGUAAACUCGCAUCUUCGAAGUAGAGUCAAUGUAAUCUUCAAACAUUUUCAAAGACACGAGCGUAUAACGCGAGAAAUAAUGGUCGAAAUCGAUCAAAACCCUUUCAGAGGAACGUUUGAAAAUGUUACAGGUAGACGUGAGUACCGUUGUGACUGAAUUGUUUUCCGCGAUGGUUCGGCAUCGUGUGAAGCAAGACGGAACCUUCAGCAGCGUGAUUCUCAGUAUGGUAGUGAUC
Molecule: messenger RNA, 1946 nt
Organism: Bombus terrestris (buff-tailed bumblebee)
Lineage: Eukaryota; Metazoa; Arthropoda; Insecta; Hymenoptera; Apidae
Biological process (GO): protein phosphorylation
Molecular function (GO): protein kinase activity; ATP binding
Source: RefSeq, a predicted model, not a curated record